Nymphaea colorata (pocket water lily) is the source of this 1672-nucleotide messenger RNA. RefSeq names its product enolase. Gene Ontology annotation, molecular function: phosphopyruvate hydratase activity; magnesium ion binding. The transcript is spliced from 17 exons. Gene Ontology annotation, biological process: glycolytic process. Gene Ontology annotation, cellular component: phosphopyruvate hydratase complex. Bases 92 to 1429 code for a protein of 445 amino acids. The record is from RefSeq and is a predicted model, not a curated record. Lineage: Eukaryota; Viridiplantae; Streptophyta; Magnoliopsida; Nymphaeales; Nymphaeaceae.
CUUCGUUUCGCCUGCGCUCGCGCUCUGUGAGAAAGACUUUCUCCUUCCGCUUCCCUUCUGUCCCUCUUUGGCAUUCGAUCUAGAAGUUUCCAUGGCACCCCACAUCGUCUCCAUCAAGGCUAGGCAGAUCUUCGACAGCCGUGGCAAUCCUACGGUCGAGGCGGAUUGUUUACUCAGUGAUGGAACAUUUGCCAGAGCUGCAGUCCCAAGUGGGGCGUCCACAGGUAUCUACGAAGCCCUUGAACUUAGGGAUGGAGGUUCUGAUUAUCUCGGCAAAGGUGUCAUGAAGGCUGUUGACAAUGUCAACUCGAUUAUUGCACCUGCUCUCGUCGGAAAGGACCCUACAGAUCAGACAGGCAUUGACAACUUCAUGGUGCAGCAACUUGAUGGAACAGUAAAUGAAUGGGGCUGGUGCAAACAGAAACUUGGUGCAAAUGCCAUACUAGCCGUUUCCCUCGCAGUCUGCAAAGCUGGGGCUAGUGUGUUGAAGAUCCCCUUGUACAAGCACAUUGCCAACCUUGCUGGCAACAAAUCUCUUGUAUUGCCUGUCCCUGCCUUUAAUGUCAUCAAUGGUGGUUCGCACGCUGGUAACAAGCUUGCAAUGCAAGAAUUUAUGAUCCUUCCUGUUGGAGCGUCCUCUUUCAAAGAGGCCAUGAAGAUGGGUGUUGAAGUAUACCACAACUUGAAGUCCGUCAUAAAGAAGAAAUAUGGCCAAGAUGCAACUAAUGUCGGGGAUGAAGGUGGCUUUGCUCCUAACAUCCAGGAAAACAAAGAAGGCCUUGAAUUGCUCAAGACUGCCAUUGCCAAAGCUGGAUACACUGGGAAGGUUGUGAUUGGGAUGGAUGUCGCCGCAUCUGAAUUUUAUCGUGAGGAUAAGACCUACGAUCUGAACUUUAAAGCAGAGAACAAUGAUGGAUCUCAGAAGAUAUCUGGAGAAGCAUUGAAGGAACUGUACAAGUCAUUCGCUACUGAAUAUCCGAUCGUGUCAAUUGAGGAUCCAUUCGAUCAGGAUGACUGGGUACACUAUGCAAAAAUGACAUCUGAGAUUGGAGCCAAGGUUCAAAUCGUUGGGGAUGAUCUCCUUGUGACCAACCCUAAGAGAGUUGAGAAGGCUAUCAAUGAGAAAGCUUGCAAUGCUCUUCUCCUCAAGGUUAACCAAAUCGGAACGGUAACUGAGAGUAUUGAAGCUGUAAGGAUGUCCAAGAGAGCUGGCUGGGGAGUUAUGGCCAGCCACCGCAGCGGUGAGACGGAGGACACUUUCAUUGCUGAUCUCUCUGUUGGUUUGGCCACGGGUCAAAUCAAGACUGGAGCUCCUUGCAGGUCAGAGCGUCUGGCAAAAUAUAACCAGUUGCUCCGCAUUGAAGAGGAACUCGGAGCCGAAGCUGUUUACGCUGGGGCCAAGUUCCGCAUGCCUGUGGAGCCUUACUAAGCACAUCCCUAGCAACAAAUGCCGGUUGGUGGUUGUUGGGAUCGCGCCGGAGGAGUUAGUUCGAUCGAAAUUUUGCUUUGGAAAAUAAGAAAAAAAUCGUAGUGUAGGUUGUGCUUUUCAAUAACUUAGAAAGAGUGAGACUUGUUUCUUUUUUGGCGUGAUGGGACAGAGAAGCGGAUUGAGCGGUAUGGUUUUCGUUAUAUGAUAUAACAUAUAUCCAUAUGUUAUCUGGUUUAUCCAUAA